AGCGAACCGAGCCAAGGGAGCCGAGCCGAGCCAUGCUGUCGUCUGCGGCCGUGUUCCCGGGCCCCGGCGGGGACCUGGCGCUGCAGCCUCGCUGCGACGCGGGCCCCCUGCAGCAGCGCUUCUCGCCCUACGCCUUCAACGGAGGCACUGUAUUGGCAAUUGCUGGAGAAGAUUUUUCGAUUGUUGCCUCUGAUACACGGUUGAGUGAAGGAUUUUCGAUUCAUACACGGGACAGCCCCAAAUGUUAUAAAUUAACAGACAAAACAGUCAUUGGAUGCAGUGGUUUUCAUGGAGACUGUCUUACCCUGACAAAGAUUAUUGAAGCAAGAUUAAAGAUGUAUAAACAUUCCAAUAAUAAGGCCAUGACUACAGGGGCAAUCGCUGCAAUGCUGUCUACAAUUCUUUAUUCAAGACGCUUCUUUCCAUACUACGUUUACAAUAUCAUCGGAGGUCUAGAUGAAGAAGGGAAGGGAGCUGUCUACAGCUUUGAUCCUGUGGGGUCCUACCAGAGAGAUUCCUUCAAGGCGGGGGGCUCAGCAAGUGCCAUGCUGCAGCCUCUGCUGGACAACCAGGUUGGUUUUAAGAACAUGCAAAACGUGGAGCAUGUCCCACUCUCCUUGGACAGAGCCAUGAGGCUGGUGAAAGACGUCUUCAUUUCUGCCGCUGAGAGGGACGUGUACACUGGGGAUGCUCUGCGGAUCUGCGUCGUGACCAAAGAAGGCAUCCGGGAAGAGACCGUCCCCCUCAGGAAAGAUUGAACUUUGUUGUGUUCCCACUCACUGGAGUAGGUUGGUUUUGUACCUUGGGACUAUCUGGCUAAUUUGUCUCAUUAAAAAAUAAAAUCCAAAGCACUCGUUUCACUAAAA
This is a messenger RNA of Sorex fumeus (smoky shrew), 866 nucleotides long. RefSeq names its product proteasome 20S subunit beta 1 (gene PSMB1). Gene Ontology annotation, cellular component: proteasome core complex. The transcript has 6 exons. NCBI's taxonomy places the organism in Eukaryota, Metazoa, Chordata, Mammalia, Eulipotyphla, Soricidae. Bases 33 to 758 code for a protein of 241 amino acids. The record is from RefSeq and is a predicted model, not a curated record.